Messenger RNA from Sphaerodactylus townsendi, 8394 nucleotides. It is a transcript of the gene FOSL2, whose product is annotated as FOS like 2, AP-1 transcription factor subunit. The transcript has 4 exons. NCBI's taxonomy places the organism in Eukaryota, Metazoa, Chordata, Lepidosauria, Squamata, Sphaerodactylidae. Gene Ontology annotation, cellular component: nucleus. The record is from RefSeq and is a predicted model, not a curated record. Gene Ontology annotation, biological process: regulation of transcription by RNA polymerase II. The coding region runs from base 904 to 1875 and encodes 323 amino acids. Gene Ontology annotation, molecular function: RNA polymerase II cis-regulatory region sequence-specific DNA binding; DNA-binding transcription factor activity, RNA polymerase II-specific.
UGAAUAAUAAGAAGCGUGGAUUUGAACUCAUGCCAUUGCACUGACUCAUCCAGGGACAGCAAAGGAGCUCCGAGAAGGGGAUACGCAGAGAGGCGCUCGGCGGCAAGAAAAGGAGAGGGGCGGGGGGCGGGUGACAAGGGGAGAACCGGAUCGCCUCCGUAACAGGGCAGGUCGGCAUCAAGGGUUAAAAGAUCACGACUUAAGAGGCACAUUUUGAACGACAACAAAUAAACAAGCAAGGAUCCUCAGAUCCCGGGCUGAAUCAUCCAGUCCAGUUAGAGCAGGAAGCCGGCACUUUUCUGAAGGGCUUAAUUACACAGGAGGCGAAGAUCCUCCUGACUUCAAAACUCCGGAGCCGCCGAGGCUGCCAUAGCAGAAGACGGAGCCGCAGGAAGUUGGAAGGCAGGGAGGGGGAUCAGGCGCACCCUCUCUGGGGGCUUUCUCGACUUUAGAUAAUAAACUGCCGUUUGGAAAGGGGAGUGGGGUUUUUUUUAAUUAGCACAUCACCGGUUGAAUGUACAAAAUCAAGUGUUAAUUUUUCAUACGGGGCUCAAUGAUUUGGGUCUAGAGGAAGAGGGUUUUUCCCCCCCUAUAAGCCAGGGAGGUUUUGGGGAGGGUUGUUUUUAACGCUCACGGUCCUGCGUCUCAAGGAACAAGCAACUCAGGAAAGGAUUGCGUUUGCCAUUGCUUGAAACAGAGAGGGAGGAAAAAACCGCCAAAAGCUACCAUCUCUCUGUGAAAAAGAGGCAGCCGAAGCAAAAAAAAAAAUAACAAUAAUUUUAAAAAACCCAAGAUCGGAAGCAAGUGAGGCAGAGAGAGCCAGAGAAAAAGGCAGCGCGCGGCUGGGAGUUUUUCUUUUUUCUUCUUAAGUUCAUCAUUUCCCUCCUGCUUCCACCUCGGAUCAUGUACCAGGACUUCCCGGGGAACUUUGAUACCUCCUCUCGGGGCAGCAGCGGUUCUCCAGGCCAUCUGGAAACUUACUCCAGCGUGACACCUCAACAGAAAUUCCGGGUAGAUAUGCCAGGAUCGAGCAGUACUUUUAUCCCCACUCUGAACGCUAUCACCACCAGCCAAGACCUGCAGUGGAUGGUCCAGCCCACUGUGAUCACCUCCAUGCCAAGUGCCUACUCUCGCCCGCAUCCCUACAGCCAUGCUCUGCCGAAUCUGUCUUCGGUUUCUGGUCACACAGCGCUUCAGAGACCUGGUGUCAUUAAAACCAUUGGGACCACAGUAGGCAGACGGAGGCGAGAUGAACAGUUGUCACCUGAAGAAGAGGAGAAGAGAAGGAUUAGAAGAGAGAGGAACAAGUUAGCAGCUGCCAAAUGCCGCAACAGACGCCGAGAACUGACAGAGAAACUCCAGGCAGAAACAGAAGAGCUGGAGGAGGAGAAAUCUCUGUUGCAGAAGGAGAUUGCUGAUUUGGAGAAAGAGAAGGAGAAGCUGAAGUUCAUGCUGAUGGCCCACAGUCCCAUGUGCAAGAUCAGCCCUGACGAGCGCCGAACCCCACCUUCUCAUAGCCUCCACACAGUCCGGACUGGAGUGAGUGGUGCCAUAGUAGUGAAGCAGGAGCCAGUGGAGGAAGAGAUCCCCUCCUCAUCUUCUGACCUGGAAAAAGGGCAGAGGUCUGUUAUCAAACCCAUCAGCAUCGUGGGGGGCUUCUAUGGAGAAGAGCCUCUCAACACUCCCAUUGUGGUGACCUCGACACCUGCCAUCACUCCUGGCACAUCUAACUUGGUCUUCACGUACCCCAGCGUGCUGGACCAGGAGUCUCCACUCUCCCCUUCGGAAUCCUGCUCCAAAGCUCACCGGAGGAGCAGCAGCAGUGGUGACCAGUCCUCAGAUUCCUUGAACUCUCCAACUCUCCUGGCCCUGUAACCCUCUCCUUUUUGCCCCCACUCUACCCCCUUACUCUGGGGGGAGAAGCCCCUCCUUGAAAUCAAAGACCAGCACAAUGUGUUCAAGCACAAGGGGUCCAAGAGCAAGAUGGGGAAAUAAUGUACCCCCAGGUACUUCCUGGGAUAGGAGGAACCAGACCAAAUGUAAGCCAUAUAGAGAUGGGGAGUUAAGACAGAAGUCACACAGCUGGGAUCUGAGUGCUUGGACAAUAUGGUGAGGGAGGAGGAGUUCACCCACAGUUUAGUGUGCUCUUGGCCUGGAGUGGAUAUGAGCUUCAGUAAAUUACUAGCCAUUCCCCUGUUAUUCUGAUGAAUGGACUGGUCUGACCAGGUUACACUGUGUGCUUAGUAGUACAUUCCAGUUAGUUGAUCUCAUGUAGGUCUUAACCUUUUAUUUGUAUUGGAUGCCAUGACAUUUCGAAAACUCUAAAGGCUUGUUGCAAUUGUUGUCAAACCGCUGCUGAUAUUGGGAGUCUGCCUAUAGGGAAUUCUUGCUAUUAUUUGGUAGUUAUGAAUAGAUGACGAUGCUGAAAAUGAGAGGAAUGAAUAACAAGUCCAAAUCAUUCUUUAAAAGUUGCAUUCCCAACAGCUUAGUGGAGCGAGGUGGGUAGGAGAUUUGACAUGAUGGAUAUUUUGUUAACAAAAAAGGUUUCGCUGAAGGACACAGAGUGUGGAGUGAGGGGGGCAUGUUUCUCAGCGUGCUUUAAGGGUCAUGUUUUCAACAUGUCUUGUAAGUGGUUCAGGAGUGGUGCCAGGGGAUCCAAGGAUAUGCCAGAAUUGAUUUCCACUCAGCCUUUGUCACUGGUAUGGCUUCUUCUGUAAUUAGUGUUUGUCACAUCUGUUGCUGGACCCUGUGUUUCCUUUCCUUUUGGCUGCCAGCCACCUUGGGUGUGAUGCAUCCUCAUCAAUGCACCUGAGUCAGAUGCUGGUGCCGUUCCUUGAACACAGCGUGACACCUCAAUCCACAGACUGUAGCACUUCAGCAGCGCCAUCAUUCUUUUCUUGUGACUGAUCCAGGAAAGGGAUCCACUCAAGGUGAAACUGCAGGAAAAGAGUUGGGGGCUCCUGUGGAAAAUUCCUCUUUAUUUUUUUUGCUAUAUUUUUACACACCAUUUCCUGGCAAAAGUCUUAUGUAUUGCUGAUCUGAUGGCUUUGGGGCUGUCUGUCCCCUUUCCCUUUCUAGACAACCAGAGGAAAAAUUCUUCUUAUGCCUUCUCUUGAUCCUCUCCUAGGCUUGGUCCCUGUGCAUCCAAGAGGACUUGGUUGUUUAAAAACCUGUGUUCACUACUGAAAUGGGCAGCAUACUUCACUCCAUUCUUUUUCUAGGCCAACGCAAAAUCCCGUUAAAGACUAUUGCAUAUAGACUGUGCAGCUGUUUGGUUUUGUAGAGAGGCAAACCAAUGACUCUUGGAGCAAUGGGCUGAGUCCUGCAUACUGUAGAGUUUGGCUUUGUUUGUUAUACAUAGAACAUUUCAUUUGUUCCAAUCCAAUGAGGGUUCCUGUGAUGAGCAUAUUUAUGUACAGGUUUCCACUGGUUUUUUUUUAAUGGGUCCAGCAGGCCAGAUGGCUAAGGGAUCUGUAACCGCAUUUUGCGGAUUUGAGGACUAGCUUUCUGAGCUGAGAUAACUUCUUCAAGCCAUGUUUAACUCCACUGGUGAGCAUCUUUGCACUAUGGCUUUGGCUUAAAAGCCAAGGAAUUCUUUUAAGUAUUUCCAAUUAAAUUGAUGACCAAAUUCCCAUUGAUUUUAAUAGAUUUGGAUUGCAGACAUAUUUUCAGGUCAGCGACUUAGUGCAAAGGGGGAUAUAUAAGCUAGGGUGAUUUUGAAAACAACUGAGCAUUUUUGUAUCAAGAAAAGUCAAAAUCUGAAUAAAUCAUGCAAAUUCGGAUAAACAUUAUUUUGCAUUAUUUAUUCUGCCAGUAAUAGCCAUGAGGAGGAAGGACCUAAGCAGAGCGCUGAAGCUCCACCUUUAGCCAUUGGCUGUCUUGCUUGGCAUCUCUCUGGUCUCUGAAACCCUAUCAGGCAUUACCUAAAUUUCCUCAUGCCCUUAAAAGUGAGAGAAAACUGUGUUUCCAACACUUAUGAAUUGUAUCUGAUACCAAAUUUGGUACUUUAGUAAUGGGAUCACUUACAGCGUGAAAUGGACACAGUUCUAGCUGUAACGUUUGUUUCUACAUGCUAUACCUCCCCCACAAAAUGUUUCUUUCCAUGCAUUCCUUUACUUCACAUUCCUGCUCUAUACUGUGCUGUUACUAGAGACUCCAUUCUAGGCUUCUGUUUACUGGUUCAGGGAGCAUUGUGCCCUCAAUAAGAUGGGCAGAGAACCUAAGUCUCGACUUGUAACCAUUUUAAAAAUAACACCAGAACCCCUUGGACCAAAGUUAUUGAUAUGCUUAGACAAAGCUUUUCACUGCCUAGGCAGAUUUUUUAAAAUCUCCGCCUCAUGUUCUCAGCCCAUGCAACUGCACUCUGGGCCAAUUUGGACCGGAUUUCCAUGUUCUUCGUAGUGAUUCUUGGAAGCUGGAGGCUAAAUGCAACUGAAGCACCUGCUGUGCCUGGCUUGUAAAUUAAAGAAUUAUUGGCAGAAGGGGAAUACGUUCUCUGAAAUUUUCAGUGGUCUCCAAGUCUGUGUGUGUAGUGGUAUUCAACAGAUGGGAACAUGCAAAACCGCCCAUAUUCUGAGUUUGGAUCGCUGAGGUCAAGGAACCCAAGCUGGUCAGAGGCCUAUUAGAGAAACAAUUGGAUAACGUUAGUAGAUGGCAAUUGUUUAGCAACUGUUUUCUGAAGUAGUGUGAAACUUUUGUGAAAGGCAAUAUUUAGAACAUGUGUGACAGGCCGCCUUCAUAGAAGAGCUCCCUCUCUAAAGAGAGGGACAUUCAGAUGAAUGCAGUCUUUUGUAAGUGUGUCUGGUUGUAAUGUCAGAUAUCUUUUCAGGUGAUCUCCAAGCCUUUUCUUUUCUACCACUAGGUUUGCAUAUUCUUCCUUGGGCCUAGCGACAGUGACUUGCCUUUGCUUUUGGGGCAGGUGUGUGCUGGAUUUCUCUGGGAUCUGUUUUCUUCUUUGCUUCAAAUAGAUUCACACAACCAAACCAAGCCAUAUCUCUCUCCCACAAGAGGACUUGUUGGAACCAAACAGUGCAGUUCAGCCAAUCAGUGCAGUUCAGUCACUUCAGAAUGUUUUCAGCCUUGGGCCAAUAACAUGUUCCAUUGUGUAAAUCUACCUUAGCCUCCAGAUCCUGCUUUUCUUUCAAUUAUAUUUGCAUUCUUGUCACUGGUAAAGCAUGUUGCACCUUUUUUUCUUUGUGCUGCAAAUGUGGCAUUUUGGCAUAGUGUGGUGAGAGCUUUGGCCUAAUGGAAACUUGCUGAAUGUUCCUACUUGCUCAUGGUCUGCCAGGAUGAUGAGGCAGAUCUUGAUUUAGGAAUUGGUAUGAAACCAGCAGGUGACAUCCUGGAAGGAUUAAUUUAGUUAUGGAGUUAGGAGCCUGGAGAAAGCUAGUUUUUGUUGAUGCCUGCAAGGUUAUGAACCCCCUUGCCCCAAUAAUAAUAUCAUAAUGUGUAUAUGGACUAAGGUAACCUUUCAGGUGAGGCAGAGUUCAAGCUCUUUUAAAAUUCUGUGGGAUUCAUGCUUUAAUAGUUGGGACUCUGAUCAAAGAAUUAUUUGCCCACAUAUAGGUUAAAACAACAUGUAAGUAACUUGAUAAGUAGGGAUGCCAUCUUUUGUUACCUCAGAAUAUUUCUGAGAAAGCCUAGCAACUUAAUUUGAAGGAAAUAUCUUUGCCUCCCAACACUUACAUCAUUGCUUCCCAUUUAUUCCACCUUUGUACUUGACUCUUGUAUUUGAUUUACAGCACAGUUUACCCCACCCACACCUAUUGCUGCAUGAUCUCUGUUCAUUUCAAAAUGCUUUGCCCUAGCCUUGAUAACAUAAAUGGAGGAUAGUGUGGCCCAUUGUUCUAAUAGCUUGUGCUCUUAAACCUGCAAUGUACUUCUGAUUGAAUAAUAGGGUCCAGGUUGUUAGGUUGACAUCAGUAGGUUCCCCCUCCCCCUUAAAUAUUUUUAUUUAAUUGAACUAUUGCCUUUAUUUGAACCUACCAGAAUGCUGCUUUUUUCCUGUUCCUCCUGGCGUUCAUCCUAAAAACACUCUUUCACAUUUCUCGUUAUUUAUUGGCUGGCAAAUGCUUCUUGUGUCUGCUCCAGCAAAUCUGCCCACUAUUAAUUUAACAUCCCUGUAACUUGUGUUCCUGAUUUUUAUUGCCAAAUUGAAAUUCUGCAACAUAAGAAAACCUUUCCAAAAUUAUUUUCAUUCAGUAGGGUGGGUUGAAUAUUUUGACAGGGUGCAAAUGAUCCUUUUUUUGUUUUGUUUUCUUAUUUAUAUGUAUCUAUAAAUAAUGUUUACAACUUUUCUUCUGCCUCAGACUUGGAUUUUAAAAAGAGAGCAUUAAAAUCUAUACCUUUCCUCUGUUGACUUCUUUUAAAAGUAUUGAUUUUUCUUUUCUUUAUAAAAUAUAUUUCUAAGGGUGGGGUGGAGAGAUUCCUCCCCCUUCCUGUUCACAAUUCCUUUGUGGGUUUUUUCUUCUGUGCCAGUCUUCUGCUUUUACAUGGACAGUUUCUAUAGUAAAUUCAGAAAUGGCAUGUGCAGUUUGCUCUUGCCAUGGACCUCUGUCCUAUUGUGAAUCCUUUUCCAUGUAAGUAAAGUGACAGUGUGCAUUAAAACACAUUAAUUCCGCCAUGUGAUGGUACACAUGAUUACCUUGUUGUUCCUUUAGUUACAUAUGUUAGUGCAGGUCCUAGUGCACAUGGUUUCCUAUUUGCUUACAGGUACAGCCUUAUAUAUUUUGCCAUCGGAACAAUUAAAAAGGCAGGGUUUUUUUGUUUUUUACUGUGAUGGCUGAUAUGAAGCCAUUAACUACUAUGCCUUAGAUAUAAUCACCAGUGUUAUCAUAAGCAAAGUUACACCCUUCAGUAGAUUAUGAAUGGUGAGUACCUCUUCUUAGGCUAGUGCUGUUACCUUGUAAAUUAUCAAUUAAUUGACAAAAAGAAAUGGCUGUCGUGCUUAAAAGGUACAAUGACCUGUUGUGUUGAUACUCAAGAUUACACAUAUGCAUGACUUUAUCUAUGCAGGGAACAAUCAAUCAAACAUGUAAAGUAAAGGAAUGGAAAGCCAUGGUAAGAGCAAUAUGGUCUUUUGAAACAGCGGAAAUCCAAGCCAGAAGAUCAGCAGAAGGGAAAAAUAACUGUUGCUUCUCUUUGAUCAUAAUGCAGCAAAUCAGAACCACUAAAUCUAAGCAAGGGAAGGGAAUGGAGAGUGAGGGAAAUUUGGAAGCAUCCUCAUCUAUAGGGGUUUUCCUGUAUAAAAUGUAUAAAAAGACACUUGUUUCCACAGAUGCAUUAUCAAUCCUCUGCACGUAGUAAAUGGAGCUGGAAGAACUGUCUUGGAAUACAAGAAAUUAAUCAAAAUGUUUUCAGUCCUCUGAAAUGAUUUUCUUCUCUCCUACUUUGUACAAUUAAAAAGUUGGUCCACUUUCAUGUUGGUGAUUGUUUGAUGUGGAAAAAUAUUGAAUUAUGUGUAGAAAGUAGACCUCAGAUUUGUCUUUGCUCAGUGAGCGGAUACAGUGUUGUAUAUAUACUACUGUGUAGUCUUGAGUAAUUUUGGUGAGAGAUGGUGCAUCUUCAUUAGCACAAUAGUUUUCCUAGUUUAAAUGGAUGAAUGCUUUAAGAUUCCUGAAGACAAAAGGGCCUGACUCUCAUUCUGUUUACAUGGCUGCAAUCCUAAAUGCACUCACAUUAGAUAGAUGUAUGUAACUACACUGGUGAUAACCUUAAUAGAGGAAGUGGUCUAAGUGAUCCAGUUUGUGCUGCAAAAUCACAGAGAUCAAUAAAAGUUUGGAUGGGCCAUUCUAAUUUUUUAAGUAUUUUUAGCCCCAUUCCCUUAAUUUGGGGUGAAACAGUCCUGUUAAAAGUUCUUUAAAAUGACCACAUUGAAAUCCUUUUAGAUAUUUUUUGUAGCUCUUCCUACAGUGGAGAAGCUUGCCUACAUUGUCAAUUGUUUAUUUCCUUGUAAUACAGACCUGUCAUAUUUGCACUAAAAAUCACAAUGAUUGAAGCAAUUAUAUGGAACCUGAUUUGGGAAAGCUUGCUGCUAAGAAAUAACAUACUAAAAUGAUGGUCAUGCUUUUUACAGUUUUCAUGGAGUAUUAUCAUUUUGUAGAAUAAAAUCACUCUAGAUUGAAAAGAAUGAAGGUUUUAUAACUAUAUAUAAUUAUUUUUUACCUUGCCCUUCAUUUCACUCUCAUUCCGUUCCAUCCUCUGUCACAGCUUCUUUUCUGCUGGCUGAACAUGUUUACUUCCCCCACCCUUCCCCAUGUUAGAACAAUUGUAAAUUCUGCUUUAAUGGCACUGCGGACACCUUUUCUUUUCCUGGAGAAAUGAGAGCUAACUGGAGUUCUUCUCUUUGUUUGGUUGAAGUCAUUAAAAGAUUCUCUUCGUUAUGAAUAAGUAAAA